Molecule: messenger RNA, 1917 nt
Organism: Closterium sp. Naga37s-1
Lineage: Eukaryota; Viridiplantae; Streptophyta; Zygnematophyceae; Desmidiales; Closteriaceae
Source: the annotation of a GenBank genome assembly
AUGAAUCAAUGCGCGCGUUGCCUAGGUGCCGUGGCCGUGGUUCUCUCCAUCGCCAUGGUGCUGGCGGGCUUCAGCCAGCGCGUGGCGCCCGCACCCCGUGCUGCACGGAUGGGGCCGACGGCGGGGAACGGGGGUGUGGGAGGGGCAGUGACGCGAGGGAGGGAGAGAGGUGAGGAGAGGGAGGGAGGAAGCGAGGCGGGGAGGGACGGGGAGGGCGGCGACGAGUGGUCGCUAGGCAGCGACGAGCGCUUCCUUGUGUACGCGUCGCACAGCGGCUUCAACAACCAGGUGCUAGGCUUCACGCGCGCGCUGCACAUGGCGGCGCUGCUGAACCGCACGCUCGUCAUCCCACCCAAGCUGCCACACAUGUCGGGCGCGGGCGGCAACCUGGACCCGGCCACCUUCCGCGACUCCGCGUGGGCCGUGUACUCGCGCCACCUGCUGCGCGCCGACUACGUGUUGAUGGCGGACGUGCUGCAAGUGGCGGCCAUACCGCCUGCUGUGGUGCGCACCAUCGACCUGCGCCACCUCGUCACUCGCCUCUGCGCCUGUGACGUCGCCGUGCCGUGCUGGACGGCCUCGUGCCACGGGCUCACGCGCAAAACCACGUCCUCGCACCAGGUAAUCAUGCCUGCCUCGCUGUGCCUCGCCCACCCGCCACAAGCACGUGCGCUGCAGCACUCACCACUGUGCUUGUCCGGCUGGCUUGCCUGGGCGCACCAGCAUGAGCAUGCGGUGAACGGGUGUGAGCUGCUGCCGUGUGCUCAGUGCAGGCGAGCGCGCCUCACCACCUGUCUGCAUGCUGCUUCCCCAUAUGCCCCAUCCUGCCAGGCGCGCGUGCGCUGCCUCCAGCAGUGCGGGGCAAGGUUGGGGGCGGCGCCCCUGCCGCGCGCGGGGCUGGGGGGCGUGGUGGACGCGGUGUGGGGCGCCGUGCAUGGGGCAUGGGGCGGAGGGGGUGAGGUGGCCUCCGCGUGGGAGGCGCAAGGCCUGCUGUACCGUGUCCCCCACAUGUGUAAUAAGACCUUGUGGACAAUCGGCAACUAUUCCAGGGCGCAACUCCGUCCGUGCGCCAAUCACCGUGCACAACCCGCGUGCUUGCACGCGCCCCUCCUGUGCGCGCAUGUGUUUGCAGCCUGCAUGCCACGCGUGCGACGGUGGGUGAGAGGACAGCCGAUGGGGCUGUGCAUGAACACGGACUUGAACGAGUAUCUGCCCAAGCCCACGCCGCUGCACCGCCUGCUGCUGCCGCACACUGCCAAGGUGAUGGCGUUUGGCUCCAUGUUCCGCACACCCAUCGCUGAUAUUCGCCUCGACUCUGGCCCUCGCGUCAAGCGAAUACGAGAGGCCUCCCUGCCUUUCUUCUUGCAGCUUAUAGUGGACGCAGCUGUGGAGUUUGUGAGGGAGCACUUGCGGCGGCCGUAUGCAUGUGUGCACGUGCGGGGCACGGAGCCGCCGUACAACACGAAACUGAACGCCACACUGCGGUAUGCGGGGAUGAAAGCAUCAUCCGUGUGGGCGUCCAUGUCAACGCCACUCUUGCCUGCUACUCUCCACUCUCUCACCUCCACAUCAACCAUGCACGCACGCAUGUCCAUGUCGCCACUCCGCGUGCUCGUUCCUCUCCCCCCCCUCCCCCCCCGGCCCAGCAUAGCAGAGGCAUCCCUUGCGGGCAUUGUGCGGCGGCAUGGCAGCGUGGCAGGGGAUGGGUUGCCUGUGUUCCUCAUGACGGACCUGGACCGCGUCACCUGGCACGCACUGCUGCUGCCGCACGUCGCUGCACUGGUAGGGGGGCACAGCAUGAAAGCGUGCACAGGGGGAUCCCCCUGGCAGGCUCCUUUUGGAGGCCGUGGCAGCACGGCGCCGCCCACUCGCACGCAUGCGCGCACCUCCCACUGCCUGGGUUGGGAACAGGUGUAG